This is a messenger RNA of Magnolia sinica, 2670 nucleotides long. RefSeq names its product probable cyclic nucleotide-gated ion channel 20, chloroplastic. Gene Ontology annotation, cellular component: membrane. Lineage: Eukaryota; Viridiplantae; Streptophyta; Magnoliopsida; Magnoliales; Magnoliaceae. The transcript has 13 exons. Gene Ontology annotation, biological process: transmembrane transport; monoatomic ion transport. Bases 122 to 2449 code for a protein of 775 amino acids. Gene Ontology annotation, molecular function: monoatomic ion channel activity. The record is from RefSeq and is a predicted model, not a curated record.
CCCUUCACGACUUUCUACGUACUUAAACUGACCUUUUCUUUGUGAUGUCAGACUCGCUUCCUCAGAGAGAGGGAGGUCGCCAUUUCUGCAAAUUCAAGUUGCUGGUUCUGGUGCGUGAGAAAUGGCUGUUGAUUUGGAUGAUAAGGUAUCAAUGCUAUUGGAUAGUCGUUCUCAACUAUCCAAUGAUUCCAUGGAAGUUCCAUUAACAAGCUUUAGCACUAGGCGUACUACUCGGAGUGUAUCAUGUUUGGCAAUGUCUGCUACGAAUUCCAUGGGGCCCUACGGAAGUGAAAAUAGCCCUCUAUCUCAUACUGGUCGUUUGAAUGGUGAAAAACAAGCCCUCUUUAUACCCAUGAGCGGUCCUUUAUAUAGCCAUACGAAGCCCGAGAGCUUCUCUCAGCCUAUGAAUGGGACAUUAGGUAGAAGAACAAUGGCUGUCAAGGAAAGUGUUAUAGAAAUGGGCCAGAUGGACAGGCCAGAUGACAGCUUUGUGCAAAAGAAUGAGCAUUUAUUGAAGUCUGGGCAAUUGGGUAAAUGCAAUGAUCCUUUUUGCACCACGUGCCCGGUGAAUUAUGAUUUCAAAGAAGCAGAAAAGAAAUAUAAUAAGGCAUCAGCUUUUGACACUAAGUUACCUAAUGCACCAUACGGGGAUGCCAAAGGUUGGGUGCAAAAAUCAUUUUCCUCUCUAAAAAGAUGUAUUCCUGGCAUCAUGAAUCCUCAUACCAAGGUUGUUCAGCAAUGGAACCAAUUUUUUGCCAUUUUUUGCUUGGUGGCAAUUUUCGUGGACCCAUUUUUUUUCUUCCUACUGUCCAUGAAAGAGGAUGAUAAGUGUAUUAUCUUUGAUUGGUCCUUGGCAAAAGCAAUUGUGACUGUGAGAAGCGUUACUGAUUUCAUCUACGUUCUUCACAUGCUUCUACAGUUCAGGUUGGCUUAUAUUGCUCCCGAAUCAAGAGUGGUGGGUGCUGGAGAUUUAGUUGAUCACCCGAAAAAAAUUGCUCUUCAUUACUUGUGUGGCUACUUUCUACUCGAUAUUUUUGUUGUAUUACCACUACCGCAGAUCAUGAUAAUUGUGAUCUUCCCCAAGUACUUGGUAUCAUCAAGGGCGAAUGAUGCAAAGAAUCUUCUACGUGCCACGGUUAUUCUCAAUUAUAUACCAAGGAUAAUAAGAUUUCUACCAUUGCUUGCAAGUCAAUCUGCUAGUGGCUUCAUAUUUGAAUCGGCAUGGGUGAACUUCAUCAUUCAUCUUCUGAUUUUUGUAUUGGCCGGGCAUGCCGUGGGGUCAUUUUGGUAUCUCUUUGGAGUACAGAGGGUAAAUCAGUGCCUUCGAGAUGUCUGCUCCAAAGACAAGGUUGAAGGUUGUAAUGGAUUCAUAAACUGCAGGCAUUGGAAAAAUAUCAAACAGUUCAAUUCGACGUUGUGGAAAACCAAUGAGAACGCGAGCAAUUGCUUUGAUACUACCGAUCGUGGUCGUUUCUCUUAUGGAAUUUAUAAACAAGUUGUUCUUAUUUCUACAAAGCGAAGUAUUGUUACAAGAUACGUAUACUCUUUAUUUUGGGGUUUCCAGCAAAUCAGUACUCUGGCAGGAAACCAAGUGCCCAGCGACUAUGUUUGGGAAGUUAUAUUCACUAUGGGCAUUGUUGGACUUGGCCUGUUUCUUUUUGCUUUACUCAUUGGAAAUAUGCAGAAUUUUCUCCAAUCCCUUGGGCGGAGGACGAUAGAAAUGCAACUAAGGUGGGAUGAUGUUGAGCGGUGGAUGAGCCAUCGGCGGUUGCCAGAAGACUUGAGAAGCCAAGUGCGACAAUCUGAAAGGUUUAAAUGGGCUGCCAGUCGCGGUGUAAACGAAGAAGCGCUAAUGGAGAAUUUACCAGAGGAUUUACAGAGAGAAAUACGCCGCCAUCUCUUUAAAUUUCUCAAGAAGGUGCAUAUUUUCAGAGCAAUGGAUGCUCCCAUCUUAGAUGCUAUCGGUGAAAGAUUGAAGCAAAAAGUGUAUAUAAAAGAAAGCAAAAUACUAUAUCAAGAAGGUCCAAUUGACAAGAUGGUUUUCAUUGUCCGGGGAAAAAUGGAGAGUGUUGGAGGAGAUGGAAAUCCAACCACCUUGUCAGAAGGUGACGUUUGUGGGGAGGAGCUACUCAGAUGGUAUAUUGAGCAUUCUUCACUGGGUAAAAAUGGAAAGAAAAUCAGGUUAUCGGGACAGCUGUUAUCUGACAGGACUGUGAAGUGUUUAACAAAUGUGGAAGCCUUUGCGCUGCGAGCCCAUGAUCUGGAAGAAGUCACCACCACUUUUGCACGGUUCUUGAGGAGCCCACGUGUUCAAGGGGCCAUAAGGUACGAAUCUCCGUAUUGGAGAGCAAAUGCAGCAACUUGCAUUCAAGUAGCGUGGAGAUACAGGAAGAAGCGUUUGAAUCCGGGAGCAAGCAGUAAACCUCAACCUGAUAAUCCCACCAGGUAAUAUAACCUUCAUAGUAAUUUGUGUAUGUAAUAUCCUAUUUUUGAUGAAAAAAAAAAUGUAUGUAAUUGUAUUAUUGAUCCCAAUGAUUGGCCCUUUAUAUGGGACCCACAUCCCCGUAAUAAAUAAGGGACGUUUAUCAAAUCCCACUCAGUUGUAUCUAAAGCAAGUUUUUGUUUCUCUUAUGGUUAUUGUAUCACAAAAACAUCAAAGUAGAUGUUGCA